Molecule: messenger RNA, 140 nt
Organism: Nezara viridula (southern green stink bug)
Lineage: Eukaryota; Metazoa; Arthropoda; Insecta; Hemiptera; Pentatomidae
Source: the annotation of a GenBank genome assembly
CUCUCAUGGACAUUGGCGGCACCGUUUCUUUUAUCGGAGGAGUUAGAAGAUUCACCGCAGCUCCAGAUCCAGACUACCUUCACAUCAACUUCAGUACCCCGGCGCGGCUAGAACCCGCACUGACCUACUGGAACAAAUAG